Phytophthora nicotianae INRA-310 is the source of this 2790-nucleotide messenger RNA. RefSeq lists its product as hypothetical. Gene Ontology annotation, biological process: transcription initiation at RNA polymerase II promoter. Gene Ontology annotation, cellular component: transcription factor TFIID complex. NCBI's taxonomy places the organism in Eukaryota, Oomycota, Peronosporomycetes, Peronosporales, Peronosporaceae. The transcript is spliced from 2 exons. The record is from RefSeq and is a predicted model, not a curated record. Bases 519 to 2672 code for a protein of 717 amino acids. Gene Ontology annotation, molecular function: protein binding; RNA polymerase II general transcription initiation factor activity.
UUCUGUCUUUUGCAUAGUGGAGGGAAGGAGGAAUCUGUACGAUGUCGUCGCUCGCUUCACCCCCGGGUCAUGGAGCCUCUCUGCGUCCAGCGGCGUCUCCGGUACAGGCGCAUGCAUCUCCUGGUCGAUCACACGCCGUCGCAGGACUGCAAUCACUGGAUAUCCCUGCGAAAACCGAUGCCAACGCCUCUGUCAUGGACGAACUACUGCUGAAGUAUCUGCAGACGCGAGGCUAUCACAUCUCCAAAGGAGAGACGCAGCAACCAGAGGCCACAGAAGAGGACAGAAGGAGACUGUUAGGCGACCAAGCGGCACGGAUAGAGAACGCCAGCAUCGACAAAUACGCGCAGCAGAUGGGUUUGACUACGGAGGCGUGCACUGCGAAUCACUUGUUGCUGACAGGUUGACUGUGAUGCUUUGUGAUACUAUAGCUAUUUUACGGACUCACUGGCGGCAAUCCUGAAGCGUAUGACGAGGCGUAUGGAAAGCUGCUGGACUGGAUCUGCAACUCGUUGGACAUGUACCGCAACGAGCUGCACGCUGUGGCUUUCCCGAUCUUUGUGCACUGCUUCUUGGAGCUAUUGGCCAAGGGAUUCGUAGAGGCAGGCAGGAGUUUCUUCCAUCGAUAUGCGUCAGACCACACGAGACUGCACUUGGAGGAGCUGCGUACACUCAGUCUCGUGUUCUCGCCGCAGCAUUUGCGUGAAAACGAGUACGUGCGCGAAGUGCUGCACAGCAAGUUUAAUAUCGAGAUGAGCUUGCUGUCUUUCGAGCUGCUCAACACUUUUUUGAGCCAGGAGCGUCUCUUUUUGCUGCUAUCGAUUGUCAACGAGCGCGUGAAUCUCGUGGUAACGUCGAACCAACCAGGUAUACAGAUUCAACAGCUUCAGGAUGCAUCUAAUCCAGUCGAAGUACUGAAUAAUUUGGAGCCGAAAAGCGACGCAGCUAGCGGAUUUAAGACGUCAGACGAACUAGCACAGGCUGUCGCGACAUCGGACCAUCCAACCGAGAGUGAGAUCACUAUGCCUUUGACGACGGGGCCCUACGACAUCGACUACAUGGUGCGCGCAGCAAGUGGCUCUGCUGCAGCUACUGGAAGCAAUGGCUACACAGUGCACGAUCUGAACGCUAUCCCUGUAAACUGGGGAGUCCUACCCGAACGCAAGGUGCAUGAUCCCUCUGCAGAUGAAGAAGACGAAGGGCAGGAAGGUGUAGCAACCGCUAACGGAGCAGCAGGGAGUAGCUCUACUAGUGGUGCUGGUGGUGAGGCUGCAGCAGCCGAUGGAGACAAAAAGGCAGAUGGAGCGAAAGAUAAAGGCAAGGCUACAGCAUCAGCAGAUGCGCACCGUAAGCACAAACGUGUAAAGCUAUCAAGUGACGGCACAGUAGGCAAGAAACGAGAGUUAUUGGAGGAGACGGGCCCACUUCCUGAUCGGAAGAAUGCUUUCAACGCAGAAGUGAUGGAGAAACUUGUGCUUCGCGUACCUACCAACAUGAAGGAACAUAUUCUCGAUGACAUUCGGCUCCGCGCUCCAGUGAGUCGUAGUGCGCUGCCAUCGGCUCUGUGCUUCACUCUGCUGAAUUCAGCAACACACGUCAACAACAUGUGCUUUAACGACGACGUGACCAUGGUCGGCGCUGCUUGCGAUGAUGCCUCUUUCCGUGUAUGGCGCAACGAUGACCAGCCACUUGGAACAGCUACAGGAUCAGUCUACCAUGGCAGUACAGGGUCAUCGUUCACAGAGGCAGAAGAAGAUGAGAAGAUGGCUGUGCUACGAGGCCACUCGAGUGCUGUAUAUGGCGCAAGCUUCUCUCCGGACAAUCGUUUCGCACUCACGGCAUCAGCUGACUCAACGGUACGGCUGUGGAGUCUGGCGGCUAAGAGCAACCUGGUGGUGUACCGGUCGCAUCAGGGAGCUCCUGUAUGGGAUGUUACCUUUGCGCCGUUAGGAUACUACUUCGCGACCUGCUCCAUGGACCGGACAGCGCGACUCUGGAGUACGGAUCACAUCACCCCACUCCGUGUAUUUGCUGGUCAUUUAUCGGAUGUGGACUGCGUACGUUUUCAUCCGAACCACAAUUAUCUGGCCACUGGAUCCAGCGACAAGACUGUACGGCUGUGGGAUGUGCAGUCCGGCAAAUGUGUCCGUGUUUUCACGGGCCAUUUUCGUGGAGUGCAAUGUCUGGCAUUCUCGCGCAAUGGUCGAUAUCUCGCAAGCUCAGGAGAGGACCAGUACAUCAAUAUUUGGGAUCUACAGGCCGGCAAACGUCUGGAAACCCUCAUGGGUCAUAAGGCCAUGGUCACGUCACUAGACUUUAGUCAGGAGAGCACGAUACUAGCAAGUGGUGGCAUGGACUCGACGGUGCGUCUCUGGGAUAUGAAGGCGCUCACGGAGAAACCCACGACCUACUCAACUCUUUCAGGCGCAAUGGAAGACUUGCACGUGAGUUCGUCGGAUGUAGACGAAUCGAACGGCACUCAACUGCCUGGUCGAAGCCGAUUUGUCAAACCCGUGCCGAUGGUACGACCAGGAGCGGUACAGGAGCUGCCGUCCUCACGUUUCCUGCUCAAGACGCUGCGCUCCAAGCAGACGCCCAUGUAUCGCGUCCACUUCACGCCGCGCAAUUUGCUGCUUGCUGGUGGCAUCUUCCAGCCGAAAAUGGAGACAUAGUGAGCCUGUAGCGCCCCUGUGAGGGAUAAUCUAAUGCGAAAUUCCACGCACUACUCACCCUCCUCAACUUGUGCUGGGUGUAUUAGUUUAUACAGCUACUGCUCAUUAUCCUAUCUCG